CUUGUACCACCAUUCUGACAAUACGAGUUUCUUGACUACUGAAUGAUACGACAACCAAAAUAGCUUCGUGUCCUCGCUCAGGUACCGCUUCCUUCCGUACUGAACGCAGCCGUACCGGCAGUUCUUCUUCCUCACUGGGUUCUCGGUGCGCUUGAUGCGUACACACACCACCCCCUCAAGUAUCCCCGGAUUUGAAGACCCAUAUUCCAAGCUUCGACUAGUUUCGCCAAUUCUUCCUAAAUCCCUGGCUGAUCCGUCAAUCUCACAACCUGCAAAGCGUACAAGCACCAUGCAGCAAGGCGGCGGAUCUAUACAGCGCAACGGGAGCGGUAAUAGCACGUCUCAAAGAGUGCAGCCUUCCUUAUCAGAGACCCUUUACGACAUAAUACCGUCUGACGAAGAGCAUGCAAAUCAUCAACAAUCGUCAUCGCAGUGUCGUAAUACAGGAUCCAACGGCUACACACCUGUUCAAUCUCGUCCAGUUCUACUUCACCACUACCAGCAACAUUCCAAUGGAACCCAGGGUGGCAGGCAAUACCUCGAUUAUGGCCGCAGGCAAGUCCGGACGUACGCCAUUCCACUCGUCAUCCUACGCUCGAUAGAUACACAAUGGUUCAUUUAUCCAGCCAAAGUGUUUCUCUGUAUGGGUACAGCACUUGGGCUACGAGCAAUCGACUUACACUGGCGGAACUCGAUCGACUGAACGGGCAGCAUGCGCGAACGGAUACCCUAGAUCGAUGGAAAAGUGAGAGCCAACGCGACGGAUCCUGGGAUGGGAUUGGGCUCUAUUGGAUGGGCCGAAGGGUUGUCCUCUCAAUCGAUCAGCAAUAUCGAACACAGCCAUUUUUGGACGGAAGAUGGGCAGCAAAUGUACAGUAUACCCCUACCACUGGUCUCGGUAAAGGGGUGGAUUCAAAUUUCCCAGGCGGUAUUGUCAAACCCAGGUCAUACUUCAGCUGGAGCAAUUUUUG
Messenger RNA from Paraphaeosphaeria sporulosa, 971 nucleotides. RefSeq lists its product as uncharacterized. The coding region runs from base 155 to 703 and encodes 182 amino acids. NCBI's taxonomy places the organism in Eukaryota, Fungi, Ascomycota, Dothideomycetes, Pleosporales, Didymosphaeriaceae. The record is from RefSeq and is a predicted model, not a curated record. The transcript has 3 exons.